This is a messenger RNA of Sphaeroforma arctica JP610, 572 nucleotides long. RefSeq lists its product as hypothetical. The annotation marks the transcript as partial. NCBI's taxonomy places the organism in Eukaryota, Ichthyosporea, Ichthyophonida. The transcript has a single exon. The record is from RefSeq and is a predicted model, not a curated record.
AUGAAGCGUACCCCACGUGGUGUAAUCGAGCUCCAAAAGAAUGCGCUACCUCAACUAAAUUUAUCAGCUGACUGUGACAACAUCAACGAGCAUACAAAUGAAGUUGCGAACUCGACGACAACUCUACUACGUCCCGCUGCUGGUCACACUCUUCGAACUUUGGGGGAUGUUGUAAGAUGGUUUGGUGCAUACUAUGCCAAUACGAGCUGGAAACUGAUGCACAACAGUGAGGUCCAGUUGGGCUUUGGUCGAUUUUUAUUUAAAGGAAAUCUUAUGACAGCACUUCUGUAUAUCGAAAGUGUGGUCAUCGUAAAUGAGGAACCACUACACGUAAGAUAUUGUAAAAGCAGAAAAACCAACAUUGAGCAGGACAGCAACUAUGAUGAGGAAACGUACAUGGAAAGUACCACUGAAUUUCAUGCCAAAUUUGUGGUAAGAAACCCUUUUCGUACUUCUGAAGUACUUAUCGAGGUUUUCGAUAAGAACUACGAUCAACAGCAGCCAAUACGUGGACCUCACAUGAUUUGGGCUACAUCCCAUAACAAUUCAGAAUCGUCGUCCGAUGACGAGAU